GAUCCAUUGGCGUCAUCUUUAUGAUCUCGAGUCAGGAGUGUAUGGCGAUUGGUUGUUGACUAUCUCGACAGCUCAUCUAUGCAUUUACCCCUCUUCAUAUCAGUAUCAUAAAUGCCCCCAUCUCUUAACUGCGAGAAUACAGGUGGCUGAUCGUAAUUCGACCCCCCUCCCCAUAUCCUGGUUUGUGAAAUGGCUGGGAAAAAGAAGAAAGGAAAGAAGAACAGCAAUUCUAUUCCAAUUGGUACUUCUCCCAAGCCCGAGGAGAUUCAGUUUGCAGAAAUGGCCGAUCCUCCUAUUGAAGAGUACUCUCAACCAACGACUUCUCCCUACCAAAGCCAGACCAUCUUCCUUCUUAUCGGACAAAACCAGCGACGUUUCACGAUACCAGAAUGCUAUUUGAAGCCGUACCAUUUGCUAUUACCAGCAACGAACUUUUUUCCUCCCACAACUCUUUAUCUGCGAGAAGUAGAUGAAGACAUUGGCCAUACUCUUGUUCACUAUCUGUGUACCGGAAACUAUGAAACACUCCAUCGCGAGCCCACACCCGAGACACCUCGACGUCUGACCGAGUUUCGCCGUAGUGUGCUGGUGUACACCGUCGCAAAUACAUUCGAGAUCCAUGGCCUCAAAGGUCUCGCUGAAACCUACAUCAAGAAAUUUGACAAAGGUGUUCCUAUUGUAGAUAUCCUGGCUACAGCAAGAGGGGUUUUUCCAAAGCUCCAAAGCGAUGUCCGGUUUAUCGACUAUUUGAAAGACAAAUUGGCUGCAGCUUAUCAGAAGGACACGCAGUUCUUUAUGGCCGAUGGCUUUAUCGAUUUGCUGGGUGGGGAAACGUCUUUCGAUAGGUUCCUUACACGGAGCAGCCAUAUGAUAUGCGCUGCUAGGACGGAAGCUCUAGAAAAGGAACUUUACCCCAUCAAGGAAGACAAAUUCGAUGAGCAAGCAGACGUAAAGUGGGUGGAAAUCCGUGAUGUUGCCUAUGAUAAAGCUAUUCCAGCUGAAGAGCGUGACAAAUUUGAUGACGAGGCUAUCACGAAGCAAGAUGAACAUUCCGAUUAUGAGCUCGAGAAAAAGGAACUUGAAUACCUUGACGACGAACGUGAUAAGGAACCUAGGGAACCUUUUGAAGAGUUUUGAAAAGGGUUUCUUUGAUAUCGUUAUUCCAAUGCAUAUUUCCGUAUUAUCAAGUCGCUACUAGGAGAUGUAACUAAUUGUAACCCCGGUAAAAUAUUACUAGCUACAUCGAGGGCCUAAAGUAUGACAAAUGCAGAUGCAAAAUGACUGCGGCAGCAAGAUUUUAAUAUAAUGAGUAGGCAACAGUCUCGUUCAGCUGUCUUGUUCGUGGC
Messenger RNA from Aspergillus wentii DTO 134E9, 1346 nucleotides. RefSeq lists its product as uncharacterized. Lineage: Eukaryota; Fungi; Ascomycota; Eurotiomycetes; Eurotiales; Aspergillaceae. The record is from RefSeq and is a predicted model, not a curated record. The coding region runs from base 190 to 1137 and encodes 315 amino acids. The transcript is spliced from 2 exons.